CUCAUCGUCUUCUUUACAGUGUGGGUUUUUGGUGGGGGCACCACGGCCAUGCUGUCCUGCCUGAACAUCCGAGUCGGUGUGGAUGCAGAUCAGGAGAAUGUGGGUGUCCCGGAGAGCGAGAGGAGGAGUACGAAGGCAGAAAGUGCCUGGCUUUUCCGUAUGUGGUACAACUUCGAUCACAACUAUCUAAAGCCUUUGCUGACGCAUAGCGGUCCUCCUCUGACGACCACGCUCCCAGGGUGCUGUGGGCCUAUUGCCCGGUGCCUGACAAGUCCGCAGGCAUACGAGAACCAAGAGCAGCUGAAGGACGAUGACUCUGACCUCAUUUUGAACGAUGGGGACAUCAGUCUGACCUACGGGGAUUCCACUGUCAACACCGACUCUGUCACAUCCAGUGGCACAUCGCGACGGUUCGUGGGAAACAGCUCUGAAGACGCGCUCGAUCGGGAGCUUGCUUUUGGGGACCAUGAACUCGUAAUCCGAGGAACGCGCCUGGUCCUUCCCAUGGACGAUUCGGAGCCACCGUCAAACAUCCUGGAUAAUGCAAGACAUGGUCCAGCAUAAGGUUGCUUGGUUUAAUUGACAGUAAUGUUUGCAUAUAUGAUCAAGAAAUAUGUACUACCCAAAGUCUAAUGCAUGUCUCAAAAUGUCUAAGCUGUAUAAAUAUUAUUUAUAUGGUGUCAGAAGAAUAUAAAUAUUCUCUGCCAAGCACUUGUAAAGAACAAGCUGCAAAUUUAAGUUAAAAACU
Messenger RNA from Cariama cristata (Red-legged seriema), 748 nucleotides. RefSeq names its product sodium/hydrogen exchanger 6-like. Gene Ontology annotation, cellular component: membrane. The record is from RefSeq and is a predicted model, not a curated record. Gene Ontology annotation, biological process: sodium ion transport; regulation of pH. The coding region runs from base 49 to 564 and encodes 171 amino acids. Gene Ontology annotation, molecular function: sodium:proton antiporter activity. The transcript has 5 exons. NCBI's taxonomy places the organism in Eukaryota, Metazoa, Chordata, Aves, Cariamiformes, Cariamidae.